Molecule: messenger RNA, 870 nt
Organism: Sipha flava (yellow sugarcane aphid)
Lineage: Eukaryota; Metazoa; Arthropoda; Insecta; Hemiptera; Aphididae
Product: protein FAM200B-like
Exons: 2
Coding region: 294-635 (113 amino acids)
Source: RefSeq, a predicted model, not a curated record
AAAAUACAUUACUAUUAGUACGUUGCCCACGGUUAUCAACGUUAGACGCGUGUACAACUUCAUAAAUAAGGAUUCUGUUAUUUUUUUAAGACAAAUUUCUUAAACGGAAACAUGAUUCUGGUACUGAUAGUGCAAGUACAAAUACAAGCAAUGUCAAUGAUGAGAAUAAAAUAAAAAAGGUCAAUAGACAAUAUUGCAACGAUUAUUUAAAUUUUGGGUUCACUUAUGUUGACGAAAAUGAUUGUCAAAUUCCCCUUUGUGUGGUUUGUGGGGAAAAGUUGUCUAAUAGCGCAAUGGCGCCAGCGAAAUUAAAACGGCAUUUAUCAUCUAAGCACGCCAAUCUCCAGUCUAAAGAAAAAAAUUAUUUUGAAAGGUUGUUGAAUAAUCAAAUGAAUCAAAGAAAACAUUUUAAAAAAAUUGUAACAAUAUCUGAUAAAGCACAAAUCGCAUCUUAUAAAGUUGCCGAAAUAAUUGCAAAACAGUUAAAACCACACACCAUAGCAGAGAGUUUGAUUUUACCGGCAUGUUCAGAAAUAGUUCAAAUUAUGUUUGGCGAUGAUGCAAAAAAAAGAAAUUAUGAAAAUUCCGCAUUCAGACGAUACAAUAAAAAACAGAAUUAUACACAUGUCAGAUGAUAUUGAGAAAACUGUCACUAACAAGCUUACUACUAAUAAACUAUAUUUCGCUUUGCAAAUUGACGAGUCUACUGAUAUCAGUGGUAUAGCUCACGUACUAGGAUUUGUUCGUUUCAUUGAUGAAAAUAAAAUAGUGAAUCAAUUUUUAUGCUGUAAACAACUUACUGAACGUACAACAGGACAGAAUGUUUUUGAUUCAAUUUCGUCAUAUUUAGAUAAAUUUAACAUAACAAUG